Anguilla rostrata (American eel) is the source of this 3288-nucleotide messenger RNA. It is a transcript of the gene afap1l2, whose product is annotated as actin filament associated protein 1-like 2. The record is from RefSeq and is a predicted model, not a curated record. Gene Ontology annotation, cellular component: cytosol. NCBI's taxonomy places the organism in Eukaryota, Metazoa, Chordata, Actinopteri, Anguilliformes, Anguillidae. Gene Ontology annotation, molecular function: SH3 domain binding; SH2 domain binding. The coding region runs from base 160 to 2853 and encodes 897 amino acids. Gene Ontology annotation, biological process: inflammatory response; positive regulation of interleukin-8 production; positive regulation of DNA-templated transcription. The transcript is spliced from 19 exons.
GGAGUCGCACAGGGCGAACAGCUGUACAGUCCCGUACAAGCGCGUGAAGUGCCGCUUCUUUCAGAUUCACUAGUCGAGAGAUUUGGAAUAGUCUUGAAAUAAACAUAAAAGGCAUACGGAUAAGAGAUCAAACCAACAAGUCUUCUUCGUGCGCAAAACAUGGAGAAGCAUAAAGUGCUGGCCCAGUUGCUGGGAGACCUGGCCCAGUUCCUAAAGCUCCUGGAUCAGGAGAAGCUGAGCGGGAAUGCCACCGUGCAGAAAUGCCUCCUCUCUGACCUGCUGCAGUCCUACACCUCCGCCAACGCUUGUGAUGAGGAGUAUAUCUACAUGAAUAAAGUCAUGGUGUGUGGACAAAAUCCAGAGAAAUCUGUCUCAGACAGAGAAGACACAACAGACAGCCUGACCAAUGGACAAGCAGGAAAGCACAUUCCUGCCCCCCAGAAGAGCCUGCCUGAUCUCCCCCAGACCAGAACGUGCUUGGGAAGAGACCCCCUCCCACUGCCCCUGCUGGAUUCUCCUGAGGGAUACUAUGAAGAGGCACAACCCUAUGACACAGCCACCAAUGAGGACUGCGAGGCUGUGAGCAGCUCGUACGAAUCAUACGACGAGGAGGAAGUGUCCAAAGGGAAGUCCUCCACGCCGCACCAGUGGCCGUCCACUGAGGCGUCCAUCGAGCUGAUGAAGGAUGCAAGGAUCUGUGCCUUCCUGUGGAGGAAGAAGUGGCUGGGCCAGUGGGCCAAGCAGCUGUGUGUCAUCAAGGAACAGCGCCUCCUGUGCUAUAAGAGCUCUAAGGAGCAGGCGCCACAGCUGGAUGUAAGCCUGGUGGGCUGCAGUGUGGUUUACAAGGAGAAGCAGCUGAAGAAGAAGGAGCACAAGCUGAAGAUAACCCCGGUGGGGGCGGAAGCCAUUGUCUUGGGCCUGCAGAGUAAGGAACAGACUCAACAGUGGCUGAAGACUAUUCAGGAGAUCAGCAGUAAACCUGUGGAAGGUACAGAGGUGGCCCCCUAUCCUUCAGACUCCCCACGUCUCAUCUGUACACAGGGUGAGCUGGGUGAGAGGUACUCUGUGGCAUCGGAAAGUGGCAGCAGCACAGACAGCCACACUGAAACUCCAGAGAGUAAAGAUGUUAAGAAGAAGCAUGGUCCAGGAUUAAAGUUCAGUAAUCUGAUGAACAUUGGAAAAAAGAAGACUUCAUCUUUGGAAAGUCCAGAAAAAUCAGUUGACACAACAGGUUUCCUGAAUGUACUGGUGAACAGCCAGUGGCGGGCACGCUGGUGUCAGAUUAAGAACGGGCAGCUGUGGUUCUACCAGGACAAGGCGAAGACCAAAGUGGCCCAGCAGCCCUUGCCUCUGGCCGGGUGUGUGGUGCUUCCUGACCCCAGCCCUUAUCAUCUGUACUCAUUCCGCAUCCAGCAGGAUGGAGAGCAGCUGGCCAUACUGGAGGCCAAGUCCUCAGCCGAUAUGGGUCACUGGCUAGGCCUGCUACUGUCACAGACCGGAUCCAAGACUGACCCAGAGGACCUGACAUAUGACUAUGUGGACUCGGACAGAGUAUCCUGCAUCGUGAACGCAGCCCGAACCUCCAUGUAUCUGAUGCUGAGGAGGUUUUCUGAACCAAAUGCCUACACGGACAAUCCCCCUGCAGUUUCCGAUGUCACAGAUGAUAUCUACGAUGACGUGGCUGCCACAGAGCCUGAGCCAGAGCUAGAGGAGAGCCAAGAGACUGGCCAAAAGGGACCCAGGGUGGAGCUGGGACUCAAUGCAGAGCAAGACACAGCAGACAGAUUGUACCUAGAUCUUAUCCCAGUCCGAUCAUUCCUCCACCCCUCCAGUGGUCACACGUCCCCCCAACAUCCCCGGGUCUCCAGCCCAACACAGCUCACAGAAGAACCAACACAGCCAAGUCAGGAUCCAGAGCCCCCACAGCCAUCAUGUAGCAGUACCAUCCCCCCUGUUCCAUCAAGAGCAGAACUGGAUCAGAUGUGUCCCAGUGUGCAGGUCCAAGCCCAGCCCCAGAACCCCACUAUCUCCAACACUGACCCCCAGAAACCUGCUCUCUCCACUGUGGACCCUCAGAAACCCCCUCUCUCCAAUGUAGACACCCAGAAACCCCCUGUCUCUUAUGCUGACCCCCAGAAACUCCCUAUGUCCAACAAGGACCCUCAGAAACCCCUCCUCUCCAAUGCUGACACGCAGAAAUCCCCCCUCUUCACCACCGAGGCCCAGAGGCGAUCGGGUUCUGGCGCUCCCAGCCCCCAGCAUGCCCGGAUCCACACUGAGGGUUCAGAGCGGACAAGACCCACCACUGCAGCAGGCUUGGGGUCGAUCGAGAUCAAGCUGGGAAAAAACAGAACGGAGGCAGACGUCCGACGGUUCUCUGAGGAGCGAGACCGUCUGGAAAGAGAGAAGGAGGAGGUGCGGAACACCCUGGCAGCACUGCGCCAGCAGAGGAGGGAGCUGAAGGAGGCGCUGUCAGCCUGCAUAGACACAGCACAGCAGCGCCCCCUGGAGGUGCGUGUGAAAGAGGCAGAAGAGGCCUGCCGUGUGGAGGAGAGGAGGCGGGUGGAGCUGGAGCUCCAGCUGGUGGAUGUGAAGGAGAAUCUAAAGAAGGUGGAGGCAGGACCCUUUACCCUCGGCACAGCGGUGGACUGCGGACUCCUGGACACAGGCAGCGCCUCCACGCCUAAGGCUCCAUCCUGCGCCUCCCCUGCAGCACCUUCCUCUAACUGCACAGAUACCUCCCCCGUCAACUCCGCCACAGCCCUUAAAAGUAGACCCUUGUCAAUCAUGGCAUCCAGCAAAGGCAACGUCCUCCAGAAAGCCAAGGAGUGGGAAAAGAAGGCCACAACCUAGCGGCCCACCACUUCCCUUCCAACCUGGUGCGAUCGCUGGCUGGGGCUUCUGCCAAAAGAAAAGCUCUCCAGAAACAAACAUCACUGGAGAAACUUCAUGUUAUAAAGAAGUCAUGUUGUGUUCUGACUGCCUUUUCUCUUUUUUAAAUUAUGUACACAGUUCAGAAUUUUUUUGUUAGUUUUUUUAUUUUGCCAACAGAUAUACCCCAGAUUGUCUACUCUCCUACAUCACAGAGAAUACCCCUCCCCAAAGGGUAGUCUUUUAGGCAUCAACAUAGCAGAUCUUUGCCCAUUUAAGUUGGCUCCAAGGUUGUAAAUACAUUUUAAGCAUCUGAAAUAUAAAUGUUCCCUUUGACUUCUUGAUGUACCCCCAAACGAAGGUGCACUUUUAUUCAAAUAAAAUUUGAUACUGAAAGCUUGAAGCUUGACAUUUCAA